This is a messenger RNA of Saimiri boliviensis boliviensis (Bolivian squirrel monkey), 3673 nucleotides long. Lineage: Eukaryota; Metazoa; Chordata; Mammalia; Primates; Cebidae. The record is from RefSeq and is a predicted model, not a curated record.
AGCUGAGUGGGCAUGUCCCAUUCCUCAGCUUGCCUGACCAACACCCCAGCCUCCCUGGGGACGUUGUUUAUAACCACGACUAAUCUGUGUGUGCUGUAGUGACCAGCGGCUCCUAACGUGUCUGUGUGAUGACCACUUGUCCUACAAAAACCUCACUCACCGGAGUCACCCUGAGGGCCCCGGGCAGUUGUGCCGGCCGCCCUGUGAUGCCCAUCGGCUCCCUCCUCUCCCGCCUGUCACCUCCCAGGACAGACCCCACUGAGCCAGCUGUUGAGCCCCUUGGCCGGAAGACCCUGGGGGCUGGCAGCUUUGCCCAGGACUCUCCGGGGCUCGCUGAUCCUCCCGGCCGGGCUGCCAGGAGCAGGUCGUCUGCAGGAUCUCACAGCAGCCCUGACAAGGUGUGGGAGGAAGAAGCCAGGGGCCGGGAGUGGAGCCUGCCCUUCAGACAUCUCAUGGACAUGUUGCCCAUUCACCUGGAGGUCGGGGAGCAGCACCCCUGCCCCCGGCGGAGGGGUUGUCACUUUCUGGGGAGGAGGCCGGUUGACGGCCCUGCUUGGAUCCACCACCAGGACGCGGUGCUCAGCCACAGCGCGCCUCCCCCAAGGGCUCAUCUGUGCAACAACCACAUUCCAGCCACAGCUCCAGGUGCCUCAGCCCCGUGCCCAGACCCAGGGACCACAGGGAUGCCUCUGAGACGUGCAUCCUGGAAGGAUGCUGGCAUGCGGGCACCCACCCCCUUCCGGAGCCAGGUGUCUUGACGGCAUCUGCUAACAGGAACAGGUCAUUCUGAAAGGUCCCUCCGACCCAGGUCACCAAAUUUGGGCCAAAACUGGCAUUUCUCCUGAGUGCCCACUGGUGCUGGUGUCCUCACAGGGCCGGUGCCAACUUCAACCCUAGGUGCAUUUGCCCAAGCAGUGGUGGCUGUCGUCCCUGGGGGCCCGGACCCUCGCCCUGAAGGGCUGCCUCACUCUGCGGUGUCAGGCAUAGGGCUGUGUCCUGAUUCCUCAGAGUAUGGGGACCUGACAUCUUUGGGUCCCCAAGAGUUGGCUCUUAGACGUGGGGGCUUGGUGCUGUGGUUGGGGGCUGCAGUAUCAGGGUCUGUAGAAGCCACUGCCUCAGCAAGGACAGCCUCUCCCAUUGCAGGCCCUGGGUAGCCCACCGUGAUGCCAGCUGAGGCCCAGAGGAACAGGAGGUAGCACCGGACAGCACAGCUGGCCAAGAGGCGGUGGGGCCGGAAUACCUCAUGCCCCUGCACCAGCCCCUCCGUCUCCAGGCCCCCGGCCCCUGUGUGGGCCCAUCUUCCUCCUCUGCCACCCCCAUCUUCACUCGGAUACCUCUUGAUUUCUGUGGAUUAGGGAAGGCAGCCACUUCUCAACCUCCUCAAGACCCGAGGAUGCCCCUUCUGGGGGUGGCCUUCUCAGGCCUCCUGGGUGGCAAGCAGCAGGACACUGAUGCUGAGUAGGGAGGGAGCUGCUGGGCCGGCCGCCACUGCCCCAUUCACAGAAGCCGGUGUGGUUCUGGGGACCUGGAGAGCCCUUUGGCGCCCAGAGUACCUGUGUCUGCUGUGGCCUCGCGGGUGGUGGCCCGUGUGACAAAGCCCAACAGCAAUGGUUACUCGUGGCAGGAGGACAGAGGGCAGAGCUCUGGCCACCCCUGCCCACUUCAUUAGGGUUUGUGAGCUUUGUCCUUCAACCUCUUUUUCUGCCCUGGUUGUGAGAUUGCCUCUAACAGGUAAUGCCAGAGCCCUUCACUCCGCUCCCAUGACUGGGAAGAGGCCUGUGGCAGCUCUGCUGGACCCUUGGAGGCUCAGAGGCAGUGGUGUGGGAGCCCCAUCUGCAAGGAUGCAGAAUGAGCCUUGAGGGCGGCUGCAGGAGAGGAAGGGGCUCCCACAGCCCCACUGACGCCCCGCAGGCCCCUGUCGAGCUGGGGCCCCGGCAAGGUGCCCCCACAUGCCCUCCUGCUGGAUGGACAGGGCCACCCAGAAGGAGCACAAACCACAUGGAUUCAGGCGAGCCGGAGCCAUCUUCUCCAUAGUAUUACGGACUUUGCGUAAGAGUAAAUGACUGUGAACAUUGUAGUAAAUGGCAGCUUAAGAUAAUUAAGCGGUGACCGUGUUAAGGACGAGUUGGUGUCUGUGGUAGGUUUUAGGCUGCUCCUAACCCUCUAUUUCUUGCCUUCUGAGAGGCGAUUGAGGACAAGCGUAUGCGCGUGUGUGUGUGUGUGUGUGUGUGUGUGUGUGUGUGUGUGUGUAGUAAUCUCAACUGAGUGGGGCUUAUUCAAGAGAAUGAGGCGUGGAGCUCUGGCUCAAACAGGAAUGACGAGUUUUUGUCUUUUGGGAGAGUGCUUUUCUCCACAAGCCCUCUGGCCACUGUAGGAAGCAAGAACAAGCGUUCCCUUGGAAAUGUGAAGGGUCCUGGCCUCGUCCCUCAGGCCCCUCCCACAGCACUUCCCACUACUCUGCUGUCCCUGCUGGCAGCCUCUGUCCCUCCAGAACAGCCAACCAGAGCACACUGUCCCCACCAGCCUCCCCUUUCUCUCUGGAAAGUUGAAGUAUCUUUCCAAAGGCCUUAGAAAUGGCACAAAGGUGACAAGGAGUGGCUGCUUUGCUGCAGGCUCCCUUGCAAAUUUAUAACGAAGGCCUUUCUUCCCACCCAAGUCCAAAAACAGAUGCCAGCCACGCCCUCCACCACUUGGAGAGAUGAGACCCAGUGGGGUAACGGAGAGGAAUGCAGGUUAGACCCUUGCUGGCCCUCCGGCCCCUGUUAUCUGGUGGCCACCCUCAUCUUGCAGGGAGGACGCUGCGCUGGCUAGCAUCCGCUCUGCCAUUCAGCAGGUGGGUGGGAGGACACGAGGGACUCACCUGCGUGAGCGUCGCUCCUGGCCAGGCUCUCCAAGCACAUUUCUCCUUUCAUUCCCCCUAAAAACAGAGUGACCUUGAAGUAGAUGUUCUUUGCUCCUUGUUAGAGUUGAAGAGGCCGAGGCUCGACCGUGGGACCAGGCCGCUAAGACGCAAGUGUAGGCCCCCGGCCCCCCGCCAGCUGUACCGUCCCAAGCCCAGGCCAGGGCUGCCCUUUCUGACUCCAGCCCUGUCGCGGACUUCCCUGGCCACCACUGGGCCCUGCUGGUCACCAGGCCACUGUGCAGUGGGCGCUGAGCACCGUCAGGAGUGGCCCACCCGGACCCCUCCACCCAGACCAGGGUCCUCCAGAGCCUGCAGGCAUCUGUGGGGACUCCCAGCCUGCAGCUUCCGGGAGAACUGGGUGGGCCCGAGGAUGAAGGCGAAGGGGGGCCUUGAGGAAGAAGCCCCAGACCUUGCAGCAGCCGAGCUCAUGAACUCGGUUCAUGGCCUGCCUUGCCCCCAGAGGCCACGCCAGGCACUCACCCCUGAGCCCACAGCCCCUGCUUGGGCUGCCUGGUGCCCUCAGGGCAGCCUGGCCUCCUCCAGCCACUCUGAGCACAUGUCUGGGGGUCACCACCAGAGACGGGCUUUGUUCCCUCAGCCCAGGCCGUGGAGCUGCAGUGUGACUGUGUCGGGCGUGGACAAGGCCUUAGGGAUGGCGUCCCGCUCCGUAUUUAUUCAAGGUGACUCCUGUACUUGGCAAGGGAAGUCCACUGUGUGAUUGUCUGUAUUCUUAAUAUAAUUUGUUAAAUAAACAUUUGUUCUAACCUCUUU